Molecule: messenger RNA, 1496 nt
Organism: Sphaeramia orbicularis (orbiculate cardinalfish)
Lineage: Eukaryota; Metazoa; Chordata; Actinopteri; Kurtiformes; Apogonidae
Product: transcription termination factor 2, mitochondrial-like
Exons: 2
Coding region: 108-1238 (376 amino acids)
Biological process (GO): termination of mitochondrial transcription; regulation of DNA-templated transcription
Cellular component (GO): mitochondrial matrix
Molecular function (GO): double-stranded DNA binding
Source: RefSeq, a predicted model, not a curated record
CCGGCCACGUCCCGUUAUGAAAGCAGAGCCGUGGGUGUGUUCUGCACGCACUUCACCGGCUCCAUUCGCCACAGGCAGCGAGAUCUGAUACACCACGGCUGACAGCCAUGUUUCGUGCCACCACUGCCACCCUGUGUCAGAGGAUGAGGAUCCUUCAGCCUCCCUCAGUGUCCUUGUCUAAAGUGACCUCUACCAACAACAGAAAGGAAAACCAACACACAGUGGACUCCCUGUAUAACUUGUCUGUAGACAUCCAAAAAGUACGCAAGUUCAAGAGCUGGGUGUUGUCUGAGACAUCAGCGUAUGUUUCUGAAACUGCUGAUCUGCUUAGAGACAUGGGUGCAGAUGUGGCAGUAAUUGCCACCAUUCUUGAAAACCACCCUGAGGCUGUUCUGUGUCGGCCACAGGAUGUGGCUGCUCAGAGAGACCUGUGGAUCUCUGUGUGUCCCAACAAGCGGGAGCUGAUUGGCAUCAUUGAGAAGUUCCCAGCAUCCUUCUUUAUGUUAACUCACCAUGACAACCAGCGUGCCAAUAUAACUUACCUUCAGAGUCUACGACUAAACAAACGGAUAAUUGGCAAACUGAUGGCGAGUGCUCCUCAGAGCUUCAGUCGGCCUGUGGAGAGAAACAAGGAGGUCAUCCACACUCUGAGGGAGAUCUACCUGGACCUGGGUGGAAAUGAGGGGAACCUGCGUAUCUGGCUGCAGAAGCUCCUCAGUCAAAACCCUUACAUCCUGCUGCGGCCGGCAGAGGCCUGGAGGGACAGUCUGGGCUUUUUGAGGGAGCAGGGCUUCACAACUGAGGAACUCCUCAGUCUGGUGUCCAACCUCAGAGCCUCCAUUGCAGAGCUGCAGCCAGAUGCCAUGCGCCAUGCACUGGCCUACAUUGAGGAUGCUCUAGACUGUUCCAAAGACGAACUCAAGCAAAUUGUGAUAAGCUGUCCUGCCAUUCUGCACUUCUCCCUGCCCACCCUGGUUGGUCGGUUCCAGGGUUUAAUGGAUAUGGGACUGACCACGGUGCAGGUGAAGGAAACACCGAACGUUCUGGAACUCACCACUAAUAUAGUGCUCUACCGCAUCCAGAAGCUGGCUUCCUAUGGAUAUGAUGUACGCUGUGGCAGCCUGGAUGUUAUUGUGGGAACCAAGAAGGACUUUGAGAUGACCUAUGGCAGGUUGCACCUCAGACAGUUACGGCCACUCUUCAACCCAGUUGCUCCUCUCAGAUCUGCAGAGGAGUGAAUUUGAGAAUGUGUUGAUAAGCUAAAAUAUGGUGUUACAAAAUGAUCUCCAUAUCUACUUAAACUGUACCACUGUGACUUGUCUGAAUUGUUACCAAGCAACUAAGGCUUAUGUUUAAGUACUACAUUUUAUGUACAGAUUUAUAUUGACAAAAAUAAUGUAAGUGGCCUCUGAUUUUGCACAUGAAGAUUUACUGCUGUAACAAACCAGUGGAGAUGAGCAGUGAAUGAUACUUUACUGAUUAAACCUUUAACUUGA